This is a messenger RNA of Telopea speciosissima, 672 nucleotides long. RefSeq names its product peptidyl-prolyl cis-trans isomerase NIMA-interacting 4-like. Lineage: Eukaryota; Viridiplantae; Streptophyta; Magnoliopsida; Proteales; Proteaceae. The transcript has 5 exons. The record is from RefSeq and is a predicted model, not a curated record. Gene Ontology annotation, biological process: rRNA processing. The coding region runs from base 96 to 536 and encodes 146 amino acids. Gene Ontology annotation, molecular function: peptidyl-prolyl cis-trans isomerase activity; DNA binding.
GCGUUGCCUUCACGCUGCGGGAUUGCUGCUGCUCAAGCUUCUGGGUUUCGAUUUGGAGAUUUGGCUGUUUGACAUCGUUAAUCUAAUCCUAGGUGAUGGGGAAGGACGCAAAGGCAAAAGACUCAGGAGGUAAGGGAAAGGGAAAGCAAACAGGGGGCGGAGGUGAUGAGAACUCUUCAAAGGGAAAGGGGAAAGGUGGGAAGGCUGCAGAUGGGCUUGGUACCUGCACAUAUGUCAAAGCUAGGCAUAUCUUAUGUGAGAAGCAAGGGAAGAUCAAUGAAGCAUACAAGAAGCUACAAGAUGGUUGGCUGAGCAAUGGAGACAAGGUCGCACCUGCUGAGUUUGCAAAGUUAGCUGCUGAAUAUUCAGAGUGCCCGUCGGGGAAGAAGGGUGGUGACCUUGGAUGGUUUCCUCGAGGAAAGAUGGCAGGUCCAUUCCAAGAUGUUGCUUUCAGCACAGCUGUUGGAGCUACCAGUGCACCAUUUAAAUCAACGCAUGGGUACCACAUAAUCUUAAGUGAAGGAAGGAAGAACUGAUGGAAUCCACUAUAGUUCCAAAGAAUAAUUCUCAAUGUCGCCAUGUAAAUGAGAUUUUCAUCCCCGUAAUUAAUAUGCCUGACAUUGCACUUCUUAUGGUUGGCAUAAUAUUAAAAGGAAAAGUUUGUAUCUGAGA